Fundulus heteroclitus (mummichog) is the source of this 616-nucleotide messenger RNA. RefSeq names its product mucin-17. The transcript is spliced from 7 exons. Bases 134 to 511 code for a protein of 125 amino acids. Lineage: Eukaryota; Metazoa; Chordata; Actinopteri; Cyprinodontiformes; Fundulidae. The record is from RefSeq and is a predicted model, not a curated record.
CGGUGGUUUCUUGUUUAGGGGUAGGCGUAUUUUGAGAGGUGAAGUCCUGGCGGGUUUUGCUUUUGGACGGACGGUUUUUGAGUUAAACAGUCCUACCAUCACCACAACAGUGACAGCACAUGAAACAACACCAAUGAUGACCAGCAGUCCUACCACCGUAAACAGUACUACCAUCACAACAGUGACAGCACAUGAAAAAACACCAAUGAUGACCAGCAGUCCUACCCCCGGUUAUGACCACAUGUUGGAAAGCAACGCCACAAAGAAAAGCAACAAUGUCACGAGGGGAAACGCAACUCCAAACUUCCAAAUAAUUAAUGGCAGCGGAUUUUUACACAACAUCACAAUCUACACAUGUGGACUGGUUGCAGUAAACAGUACUACUAUCACCACAACACCUAUGAUGACCAGCAGUCCUACCACCGUAAACAGUCCUACCAUCACCACAACAGUGACAGCACAUGAAAAGACACCAUUGAUGACCAGCAGUCCUACACCCGAAACUGGAUAAUGGGACCCUGCCAGAGUUCGUGGAACAACUCAAAGAUAUGACUGUUAACACCAGUGACAGCAUAACUCGAUCUCCAAGUACAAUCAAUGCCACUGUGAAAAUUCU